Molecule: messenger RNA, 1998 nt
Organism: Apiotrichum porosum
Lineage: Eukaryota; Fungi; Basidiomycota; Tremellomycetes; Trichosporonales; Trichosporonaceae
Exons: 6
Coding region: 1-1998 (665 amino acids)
Biological process (GO): GDP-mannose metabolic process
Molecular function (GO): GDP-mannose 4,6-dehydratase activity
Source: RefSeq, a predicted model, not a curated record
AUGUCGGCCAGUCAUCAACAGCCACAAGCCCACUCUGAACAACAACAGCGGCGGCAGCAGCAAGAGCCGUGUCCUCUCCCACAGCACUCGACAGCGACAGCGACCGGUGUGUCUCCACCUCCUACCCGAUCCGGAAUACCGGUGGCGAGUGCGAGUGCUGGGCCACCAGAUCUGAACCUGGCCGGCCUGAGGAUAUCAGACGCGGACGUGGACACGGACGCACCCACACCUCGUUUCUCAAGCGACACGUCUGCCAGUGUUCCAUCUGUCAACAGUGACACACGGUUGGCCGCCAGGGCCGCCCCGCCCCAGUCUAACUGUACGAGCUCCAGUCCCAGCCAGCCCCAACCACCGCACGAAGAAGCCGUGGCGCUGGUCCGCCUCACGUCGGCAGACAGCGAGGGAAGGCUUCACCGCGGAGCGGCGCUGCGGUCGCCACCAGGCUCGAUCCGGCGGCCAUCAGGUGCCACCGGUGCCAGUACCGGUGCCGGUGCCGGCUCGAUGGGCGCGCGGCGACAGGCUGCUCGUCCCCUGUCCCUCCUUGGCGCCCCGCUGGGAGACUACCAGAGCGACGACGUGCUCAAUGCCCCGGCGCCAGUGAGCCCGCACAGCCCGCACACGCCGUCGCCGCUGUCCCCGCUCGACGGGAGGGGCAAGGGAAAGGGCAAGGGCGAGGGCGAGAUGGACGUGGGCAGGGAGAGGAGGCCAACGGCCUCGUCGCCCAUGGCCACCAGUACCACCUCGUCGACCGCGGCAGCGGCCGCUGUCGACCAAGCGACUGCCGUGUCCGUGUCCCCGAGCAGUACAUCCGUGACGGCACCGCUACCGGUGCCAGCUAGCGCGCGCCCGCAGGCGUCCACGGCCCGCGUGCCGCGCGUACGGACGCCGACGGUGCCCCGCCCCGCGUUCGCGCCACACACCGCCGACUGGACGCGCGAGGCCUGGGCAGGACGUAAAGUCGCGCUGGUGACGGGCAUCACGGGCCAGGAUGGCAGCUACCUUGCAGACUUACUCCUCGCCAAGGGAUACCACGUCCACGGGAUCAUCCGCCGCUCGUCGUCGUUCAACACGUCGCGCCUGCACCACCUGUUCGGCAACGAGCGCGUCGAGCGCCUGGCGCUGCACUAUGGCGAUUUGACGGACACCACGGCGCUCGUGCACAUCAUAUCCCAGGUCCAGCCGUCCGAAGUGUACAACCUCGGCGCGCAGUCGCACGUCAAGGUCUCGUUCGAGAUGGCGCAGUAUACCGCCGACGUGGACGGGACCGGCACGUUGCGGCUCCUGGACGCGAUCAGGACGUGUGGUCUCGACCAGCUGGCCAAGUUCUAUCAGGCGAGCACGUCGGAGAUGUACGGCCAAGUCCAGGCCGUGCCUCAGGACGAGGACACACCGUUCUACCCGCGCUCGCCCUAUGGCGUGGCCAAGCUGUACGCAUACUGGAUCACGGUCAAUUAUCGCGAAUCGUACGGCAUGUUUGCGUCCAACGGUAUCCUGUUCAACCACGAGUCGCCCCGCCGGGGCCGUACCUUCGUCACGCGCAAGAUUUCGCGCGCCGUCGCCGAGAUCUCGCUCGGGCGGCAGGAGUGCAUGUACAUGGGCAACCUGGAUGCGAUGCGCGACUGGGGACAUGCACGCGACUACGUCGAAGGCAUGUGGCGCAUGCUCCAGCACCCCACCGCCUCGGACUUUGUCCUGGCCUCGGGCGAGUCGCACAGCGUGCGCGAGUUCAUCGAGGCGGCGUUCCGCGUCGUCGGGCGGUCCAUCGCCUGGUCGGGCGCCGGCGUCGACGAGGUGGGCACCGACGACCUGGGAAACGUGGUCGUGCGUGUCGACCCGCGGUAUUUCCGCCCGGCAGAGGUCGAGCGGCUCCUGGGGGACGCGGGCAAGGCGCGGACAGUGCUCGGGUGGACGCCGACGGUGAGCUUUGACCAGCUCGUGGAGGAGAUGGUGCUCGCCGACAUGGCGAGUGCAAAGUAUCUGGUCGAGGAUUUGAACUAG